Aspergillus eucalypticola CBS 122712 is the source of this 1336-nucleotide messenger RNA. Its product is annotated as sugar phosphate isomerase/epimerase family protein. The record is from RefSeq and is a predicted model, not a curated record. The coding region runs from base 272 to 1336 and encodes 354 amino acids. The transcript has a single exon. Lineage: Eukaryota; Fungi; Ascomycota; Eurotiomycetes; Eurotiales; Aspergillaceae.
UCAAAACCUGCUGCACUAUUUACUAAAAGUACCUAUCUGGAAGCACCGGAAGCCCUAACCUCAAUCAACGGCCCGGUUACAUCAUCCUGAACGAACCCAAACCAACCAACUCAGUUGCGACCAUCAACAACUAUCAUCAUCACAGCCAAUCUAAUCUACCUUCAAUCUUUAUUUAUAAGUAAUCUUUACCACAAUUAAACACAUCUACAACAUCAAUUCCCAAACACCACCACAACCACACAACAGCCUCAUCACUACCACCAUAACAACCAUGUCCCCUACAAUAGAAAUCAAUAAGAUCCCCCUCAGCUACGCAACCUGCUCCCUGGGACCCCCCAGCACAACCCCCCUAGAAACCAAACUCUCUACUCUCCGCUCCGCCUCCUUCACCGGCAUCGAGCUAGCCUUCCCCGACCUCCUCGCCUACGCCAACACCCACAACCCAGGAACCACCCAGAUCCUACCAACCGACUACCCGGCCCUCAUCCACGCGGCAACCUCAAUCCGCUCACUAUGCGAAUCCCACAACCUCCGUAUCAUGAUGCUCCAACCGUUCGCCAACUUCGAGGGAUGGCCUCGCGGUUCCCCGGAACGGGAGGAUGCGUUCUCGCGCGCGAAGGGGUGGAGUGGAAUUAUGGAGGCUUUGGGGACGGAUUUGUUGCAGAUUGGGUCGACGGAUACACCCGCUGAGAAGUUACAAUGUAUGAAGAAUGGGGAGGUGGAUAGGGAGGCAGUGGUGGAGGAUCUGCGUGAGCUGGCAGAUAUAUUAGCGAGCAAGGGCCAACGUAUCGCGUACGAGAACUGGUGUUGGAGUACGCAUGCGCCGAACUGGAAGGAUGUAUGGGAGAUAGUUAGGGAUGUGGGGAGGGAGAAUGUUGGGUUGUGUUUGGAUACGUUUCAGACGGCCGGGGGGGAGUGGGGGGAUCCGACGACUGCUGAGGGAGUGGUUGGUGGUGGUGAGGAUGAUGUGAGGAAGAGGUAUGAAGAUAGUUUGGAGGAGUUGGCGAGGACGGUUCCUCCGGAGAAGAUCUUCCUCUUGCAGGUGUCGGAUGCGUAUAAGCCACUAUCUCCGUUUGAGGAUGAGGUGGUGGAUGGGGCGAGGCCGAGGGCGCGGUGGAGUCAUGAUUUCAGGCCGAUGCCGUAUCAUGGGGGGUAUUUGCCUAUUGAGGAGGUGGGGAGGGCGGUGUUGAGGACCGGGUUUAGGGGGUGGUUUAGUAUGGAGAUUUUUGAUGGGGGGAAGUCAGGGGAGGAGGAGAUUGGGGAUGUGGAGGGGUUUGCGAGAGAGGCGAUGGGGAGUAUGAGGAGGUUUUUGGAGAGGUGUGCGGAUGGUAUCUAA